Molecule: messenger RNA, 2351 nt
Organism: Porites evermanni
Lineage: Eukaryota; Metazoa; Cnidaria; Anthozoa; Scleractinia; Poritidae
Source: the annotation of a GenBank genome assembly
AUGCAGAUUACAUUAAGAAAAUGCUUCGUUCCUCACAUUGACUUGGGCACUACUGAGAAACCUGAUGUGAUUAUGGGUCGAUGUUGUCAAGCGUUUGGCGAAGAAUGUAGCAUAAGAAAUCUAGGAACAAGUUUUCAUGACUCGAGAGCAUUUACUGACUCGCCUGUAAGUAUGAAAAAUCAUAGCGCAAGAUAAUCACGGUCAAUCUUAGGAGGUGAUUGGAGCAGGGUUUUUACGCACCACGUUCAACUUUCAUUAACAGCUGUGACUCCCUAUAAGCAAAAUUAGCUUUUCUCGUUUCCUUCUGUCGAAUCUUAUCAAUACUAACAAGUUUGUGCUAAGUUUGUCAAGAACUGAACUCACAUCAUAGAAGGAGAGGAUUAAGAGGAAAGCGCGCAACGUUACUAAUUUAGAUAAAUGUUUAAUCGUUUAAUAAAUCAGCUCGCUUCAGGUGAACCGUUAAUGUUGUUAGAUCUUCUUGUACGUUUGUCAGAGGUUCUUGAGCAUUAUGCCAACGCGGGAGCGACAAUGACUUAUGUUUUUGGAAUGUUGAUAAACUUUGAGUAAAGAAUGUGUUUUUGUGGGAAUAAAUUUUGGUCGGAGAGUUAAAGGAUUUGCAUAAAUAAUAAUAAUUAAGGCACGAACUUUAAACUGUUUUCGAGAAGCAUAGUGCACGAGUUUCCGAAAUGAUAAAUUUGCCUUUCCUUAAAUAGUUUGAAGGUGUUGAAACUGUUUAAUCUAAGUGAAUAUCGUCGCGGAGAAAUGAGCGGUAAUGAUUCCUUUCAAUAUUAAGCACGCUUGGCUGAUCCCACGGAAUUGCAGUCAUGAUGUCGACUAAUCCUUACCUUUAACUAUGGUAGAAAAAAUCAUGAUUUAUACUUCUGCUAAAGAGCAAGCAAUGGAAAAGAUUCUAAGAGUUAGUUUUAUCAUAUAUCUGCCACUGAACAUUCGUGAGUGUUACAAGCUUCCUUCCUUCCGGAAAGGUCGAAACGCAGACAGGAAAAAGUAGAAAACUAAAAAUAACGUUGAAUUAAGUCAGAUUCGUUCUUUCUGUAUAUGAACAGAAACGAGGCGGUUUAGUCAUUGGCAUAACGGCCACCCACUUUAGAGUUCAUACGAAUUAGAAUGCAGGUUAUUGGAAGCAGUCUAGCAAAUUUUCAUGAGUAGUGUGCCUGCCUCACCAGCCUCAUCAUACAGUUUUUCCUUUCUUUCAGCGCGUUAUGUUACAAAUAUGGCGUCAAACUUCUUCUUUUUUAGAAAAACAAAUAAAUAAAUAUGGGAAAAUUUAAUAACUGUUUCUUUAUAAUGAAACCACAGCUUCCAAGACCACUGUUUGCUGUGAUCCGGUUCCUGUACGCUGCCCUAGCUGUGGCUGACCUGGUGUGGAUUGGACUGGACCAUCCAAGAGGAGAGUGGAUCAUUCACUUCGGCAACUGGAGCCGGGUGGUAACAGCUCUGUACUUCUUGCUUGGUUCAAUCACUGCCUUCCAGCGCUCCUGCUGUGGAUCUAAAGCAAGCGACCAGUAUAACCGCAUUGACGACGACAACAAUCAGGAAUACUCAUUCCUUGAUCCCUCAGGGUCCAGUUCUUGUGCUUUGAGACCGGGAGAAAAGGACGUCAGUAUUACGACCAGAACAAACCGCCUAUCUUGGCAUCAUGAAGUGUUAUGGGUCCUGCACACUCUCGCUUCAAACAGCUCCUUCGCUUGCCUGAUCGCCUAUUUCACUUUCUUUUUCAAAGAGCGCUAUACCUUCAUUGGGGUGUUGGACUUUCCUCGCCACGUUCUCUAUCUGAUUCUGAUGAUCUUCGAUACCUUGUCCAGUCACAUUCCCGUAAGGCUGUGGCACCUCAUGUACGCUUACAUAUUCGGUGCCAGCUACGUCGUUUUCACGAUAAUCUUCAUUUUAACUGAAAUCAAGGUCAACUUAGGUCUUGAUCCUGCGGUGUACCCGUCGCUGGAGAUUGGUGACCAGCCUCUGAUCUAUACAGCCUAUCUAUCAAUAUUUUUGAUCGCUGGAUUUCCUUUGGCACAAAUAUUAUUCUUUCUCAUCUAUAAAUUCAGAGCUAACCUUGGAUCAAGCUGAAGUGCUGCUGUAUUAUUUAAUAUAAUCCACGGGUAUCUUACAAAUACCAAGACAUCUCUGACCAGUUGACAACUGAUAAUCAGGAAUAUAAUGAAUUUGAGAAGUCUGGGCUUUACAAGAAAGCCAGAUUUUAAUAAAUAACCACAACUGUAAAUACACUGCUGGUCAAAGCAUAUUCAUUCGAUGCCAUGGUGUUUCCCAUGUCUGUUUUCCAGAUUUUUGGCCUGAUUUUAGGCUUCCAAAAAUGCUCCACAAGCUCGUUAACA